This is a messenger RNA of Salvelinus sp. IW2-2015, 707 nucleotides long. Lineage: Eukaryota; Metazoa; Chordata; Actinopteri; Salmoniformes; Salmonidae. The record is from RefSeq and is a predicted model, not a curated record.
ACAAUCCCUCAUCUCUGUAUCACCGGACAGGUGAAUAAACAAAGAGCUUGGCUCAUGAAUGCUGCCAUAGAAACAUUGACAAAAUGCCAGAUGAAAACACCACACGAAGAGUUGGCCACAGGAGUYGUGCAUCGCCCAAAGCCAGGGAGGAACAGUUUCCUGAUACAAAGGAGAAAAAUGGACUAUUAUUUUGCAACGYUUGCAACUGUMUACUUGACCACAUAAGGAAGCAAWYAAUAGACACACAUCUGGCUUCUGCCCGUCAUUUAGCAAAGAAGAAAGCUAAGGAUGAGGGCAAAGAAUUGUCCAAUGACAUUCAACCARAGUAUCCUAACACAGUWUGGAGUGAAGACGUUCUCCGUUGCMAAACAUGCAAACGUGCUCUUGACCACACAUGGAAACCAUCAGUGACCAGACACCUGACAGCCUGUAAAAGGAAAGCUGAACAUGAGGAUGACUGGAAACCCGAAAGGAAAAAGACCUCUUCACUUCCCUCCCCUCAGCUUCCCUCUACAUCUUCCCAAUCCAUCUGCCCCUYCCCAAGAGCCUCACGAAGCAGUGUGACAGAAAGAUUGACCGGAUCUCUUGAUCUGAGUGAGACAGAGAAGAGAAGAGAGGUGGACUACGAUGGUGAGGAUAUCGUUGAAGGGAGGAGAGAUGAGCUUGGCAAUGUCAACAGUGGAGCAACGUCCUUUGACCAAAGGUGA